AUGCCGCUUGCACUACUUGCCGAAGCCGCAAGGUCGCUUGCGAUCGGCAAAAGCCAAACUGUGGCUUUUGCUCCAGGAAUCAGUUUGAGUGUCAGUAUGCGGCGGGACGACGGCCCGGUCUUCGUGCAGGUGGAACUGGAGCAGCGAGUACACAUGCUUGAGGGAAAUAGUACCUCUCAAGGAAGCUCGGCGAAUGGUCAAGAAAUGUCCACUCCUAUGGCUAGCGAGCCUGAUAUCACACUAUCCGCAGGUGUCUACUCGCCAGAUGAAGAGCUUUCUGUCUCCCAUCCACCCAACCAGCCGCUUCUUACAUCCCCAAAUACGAAUUCAGAGACAGAGACCCUUUCUAGACGUUCUGUCCGGUUUGAUCCACUGUCAUAUCCCGUCUUGUCUGAGCUUUGCUCUAUCUGGUUCAAAAAAUACCAUCCGUGGUUUCCGAUUCUGCAUCAGCCGUCGUUAACCGCCUCAUUGCAACAUUUAGAAUCUCUAGGGUCCUCCAAUCAGUAUUUAGUUGUUAAAGCCAUCUGCGCGGUAACACUAAUACACUAUGAGUCACCACUGGUUAGCACAGAUGAACGAAAGCAGUGGUCAGAUAGCCUGUGCGAUGCUAUAUGUUGCCAAGCCUUGAAGCAGGUCUCCCUUCAGUGUCUGCAGGCUUUACUAAUUCUCUCUAAUCUUGAUUACGGAGAGGGUCGAUUUGAGCAAUUUUGGAAUUUGAUUGCUCUCUGUAAACGCAUUUCGUCUCAACUUGGCUGUGGAACAUUGGUUAAAAAGCAAGUGGAACAACUCAGCUCUUCUGCGUCUGUUCCUCCUCGCCUCCAUCCACUCUCCACUACAAUCAUUGAUCGGGAGGAACGGAUCCGAGCAUAUUGGAUGUCCGAAAUGCUAGACAGUAUGUCAACCGUCGGUGUGGACUGGGAUACAGGCUCGUCACCACCAAUACCAAAUGGAAUCCUACCAUGCAGCGAUUCCUUGUGGGCCUUUCCCGAACAUAUAAUUAACGUGUGGUCAUUCGGUCAAUUCCGGUACUCUUCGGCCUUCUCGCUAUGUAUCAUAUUUGGCACGAAUGAGCUGUGGUUCAUUCAUCACUUCCUUCAGAAAACAUGGAACCUUAGCAACACUCAUGACCGCAUUCAGUGGCAGACCGAGGCACAAAAGAUUGAUGAACGCCUCACAGCGUGGCGUGAAGAAUUUGUUGCAGCCGUUUAUAGACUGAUCAACGCUGAAUAUGCGGAAGAGGAGCGUGCCGAAAUGGAUCCAAAUAUCGUCCUGACAAAUUGUGUUCUUGACGUCGCCGUCAUUCUUCUCUUCCAGAGAAUGUCUACAAUCCCUAAAGAAAUCGACCCGUCCUCAGAACCAUGGCAAUAUGCAACAAAUCGCUGCAUUUAUGCCUGUGACAACAUGGUUUUCAAAGUUCGUCAGAUGACGGACGAAGAGCUCAGGUCUAUGCAAAAACGGUCAACGCUGAUGUUCCGAGCGGCGUGA
Penicillium waksmanii is the source of this 1485-nucleotide messenger RNA. RefSeq names its product fungal specific transcription factor domain-containing protein. Bases 1 to 1485 code for a protein of 494 amino acids. The transcript has 8 exons. Gene Ontology annotation, biological process: DNA-templated transcription. Lineage: Eukaryota; Fungi; Ascomycota; Eurotiomycetes; Eurotiales; Aspergillaceae. Gene Ontology annotation, cellular component: nucleus. Gene Ontology annotation, molecular function: zinc ion binding; DNA binding. The record is from RefSeq and is a predicted model, not a curated record.